AUGUCAAAAAAAGCGGUGGCUGGCGGACCCCAGGUGUGCAAGGAAGCAGCUGACAGACUCCGGGUGCUCAAGAUCGCAGAGAGUGGGCCGUGGGCAAGCAGGCAGUGGCUGGAAGACUCCGGGCAUGGAGUGGCAAUGGGCAGACGCAGUGAGGCAGCAAUUGUGGAGCAGGGCACAGCACGCAAGGGCUAUGAGUCCGGUGGUUACAACUUCAAUCCCUCUUCUUGCCUUUUAUCUCCUAGAAAGAAGCAGAAAAAACCACUCAACAUAGAAAAUGUCUCCAAGGAAUGCAGAGGAGGGAAGCAAGCUCCAGUGCAGAAUGAAGAAGCCUGCCCUUUGGAAGGUGGGGAAGGCCAGGAGCCUAGAGGAAAUAUUAGAGGGGUUUGGGCUUCACCUGCUAAGGAUUUUAGGAAGUAUAUGUCCAAUAGGCUUGUCAAUAGCAUUGACAUGAUCAAUGGAAAUGCAAAUAAUAUGGAACACUUCAUGGAGGAGAUGAGAGAACUAAGGAGGAAAAUUAGAGAGCUUCAAUUGUAGUACAGUCUGCACAUUCUUAUAGCAGAGCCCUCUCACCAUGAUCAUCAUGAUGAAUUUUGUCUUAUUCCCUGA
Phyllostomus discolor (pale spear-nosed bat) is the source of this 606-nucleotide messenger RNA. It is a transcript of the gene BEX5, whose product is annotated as brain expressed X-linked 5. Lineage: Eukaryota; Metazoa; Chordata; Mammalia; Chiroptera; Phyllostomidae. Gene Ontology annotation, molecular function: signaling receptor binding. Gene Ontology annotation, biological process: signal transduction. The record is from RefSeq and is a predicted model, not a curated record. Gene Ontology annotation, cellular component: cytoplasm. The transcript is spliced from 2 exons.